AUGAUUGGUCCAAAACAGCAUAAGGACUUGCUGAAACAUUACAAAGCGAAACACUUCAUAUGCGAAGAUGGCGACUGCUUGAAACUGGGCAUUGCGUUCCGAACAGACACAGAACUGAAGUUACAUAAGAGUGCGCAACAUGCAGCUGGUCCACAGACGCUCAAUCUGGAUUUUCACUUUUCGGAUCGGAGUGCACCAGGGCAAAACCGUGAAAAUAGGUCUUCCGCACGAGUCCCUCUGCAGCGAAACAUUCCAAGGAUAAGUGUUGUUCGGCCGGUGGAACAGCCAAAUGUAAAUAGGUGA
This is a messenger RNA of Gongylonema pulchrum, 303 nucleotides long. The record is from the annotation of a GenBank genome assembly. NCBI's taxonomy places the organism in Eukaryota, Metazoa, Nematoda, Chromadorea, Rhabditida, Gongylonematidae.